Molecule: messenger RNA, 4298 nt
Organism: Suncus etruscus (white-toothed pygmy shrew)
Lineage: Eukaryota; Metazoa; Chordata; Mammalia; Eulipotyphla; Soricidae
Gene: MTR
Product: 5-methyltetrahydrofolate-homocysteine methyltransferase
Biological process (GO): pteridine-containing compound metabolic process
Molecular function (GO): zinc ion binding; cobalamin binding; methionine synthase activity
Source: RefSeq, a predicted model, not a curated record
UCUUGUGACCCGGCCCAUCUGGAGGCGUCCAGAAGCUCGAACUUUCUGCGGCAGUCUCGCCCGAGCCGGCUGGCAUCGCUCUUGGCCAUCUCCGGUGCGGGCACGUGUUCCAGGCCGCGCCCCAAUCUGCGGAUGGCGACCGGUGCCCCGAGAGAGCUCACCUUCCAGUAACGCUGCGACCCAGCGGCCUCCUCAGCGCUGAGAAUUUUAACUUUGUUUAAAGCCAAGAUGAAGAAAACACAGGUGGGGAAGAUUGAAGCCAUUUUACAGGAGAGGAUUAUGGUGCUAGAUGGAGGGGAUGGGGGACCAUGAUAUCAGCGGCACAGGCUAAAUGAAGAAGACUUCCGAGUGCAAGAGUUUAAAGACCAUCCUAGACCACUGAAAGGCAACAAUGACAUUUUAAGUAUAACUCAACCUGAUAUCAUUUAUCGAAUCCAUAAGGAGUACUUAUUGGGGCAGGAGGCAAAUAUCAUUGAAACAAAUACUUUCAGCAGUAUUAGUAUUUGCUCCAAGCUGACUAUGGACUUGAAAAACCUGGCCUACCGGAUGAACAAGUGCUCGGCAGAAGUGGCCCAAAAGGCAGCUGAGGAGAUAACUCUACAGACUGGUAUUAAAAGGUUUGUGGCAGGAGCAUUGGGUCCAACUAAUAAGACACUGUCUGUGUCCCCAUCUGUAGAAAGACCGGAUUACAGGAAUAUCACAUUUGAUGAGCUCGUUGAAGCAUAUAGAGAGCAAGCCCAAGGACUUCUAGAUGGUGGGGUUGAUAUCUUGCUCAUUGAAACUAUUUUUGAUACUGCAAAUGCCAAGGCAGCUUUGUUUGCAGUCCAGAACCUUUUUGAAGAGCAAUAUUCUCCCAGGCCUAUCUUUAUUUCAGGGACAAUUGUUGAUAAAAGUGGACGGACUCUAUCUGGACAGACAGCUGAAGCAUUUGUCAUCAGUGUGUCUCAUGCGAACCCACUCUGCAUUGGACUGAAUUGUGCGCUGGGUGCAGCUGAAAUGAGACCUUUUAUUGAAACAAUUGGAAAAUCUACUGAGGCCUACAUCCUUUGCUACCCUAAUGCAGGUCUUCCCAAUACCUUUGGUGAAUAUGAUGAAACGCCACACAUCAUGGCCAUGCACAUAAAGAACUUUGCUAUGGAUGGCUUGGUCAAUAUAGUUGGUGGAUGCUGUGGUACCACACCAGAUCAUAUCAGGGAAAUUGCUGAGGCUGUGAAAAGCCACAAGCCUAGAAUUCCACCUGCCACUGUUUUUGAAGGGCAUAUGUUACUGUCUGGUCUGGAGCCCUUCACAAUUGGACCAUACACCAACUUUGUUAAUAUUGGAGAACGCUGCAAUGUAGCAGGAUCUAGGAAGUUUGCUAGACUCAUCAUGGCAGGAAACUAUGAAGAAGCUCUCAGUGUUGCCAAAGUGCAGGUGGAAAUGGGAGCCCAAGUGCUGGAUAUUAACAUGGAUGACGGCAUGUUAGAUGGUACAAGUGCGAUGACCAGAUUUUGCAACUUCAUUGCUUCUGAGCCUGAUAUUGCCAAGGUACCCUUGUGCAUUGACUCUUCCAAUUUUGCUGUGCUUGAAGCCGGGUUAAAGUGCUGCCAAGGGAAGUGCAUUGUCAAUAGCAUUAGUCUGAAGGAAGGAGAGGAUGACUUCCUGGAGAAGGCCAGAAAGAUUAAGAAGUUUGGAGCUUCUGUGGUGGUCAUGGCUUUCGAUGAAGAAGGACAGGCAACAGAAAUAGACACUAAAAUUAAAGUAUGCACUCGGGCCUACCAUCUUCUUGUGAAUAAACUGGGCUUUAAUCCAAAUGACAUCAUCUUUGACCCAAAUAUCCUCACCAUUGGUACUGGAAUGGAAGAACAUAACUUGUAUGCUGUUAAUUUCAUCCAGGCAACCAAAGUCAUUAAAGAAACAUUACCUGGAGCCAAAAUAAGUGGAGGUCUUUCCAACUUGUCCUUCUCCUUCCGAGGGAUGGAAGCGAUUCGGGAAGCAAUGCAUGGAGUUUUCCUGUAUCAUGCUAUCAAGUUUGGUAUGGACAUGGGGAUUGUGAAUGCUGGGAACCUCCCUGUAUAUGAUGAUAUCCAUAAGGAACUUCUCCAGCUCUGUGAAGAUCUCAUCUGGAAUAAAGAUCCUGACGCCACUGAGAAACUCUUACGUUAUGCUCAGACUCAUGGCAAAGGAGGCAAGAAAGUCAUUCAGACUGACGAGUGGAGAAACAGCUCUGUUGAAGAUCGUCUUGAGUAUGCCCUUGUAAAGGGUAUUGAAAAACACAUUAUUGAGGAUACCGAGGAAGCCAGAUUAAAUCAAGAAAAAUAUCCUCGGCCUCUGAACAUAAUUGAAGGACCACUAAUGAAUGGCAUGAAAAUUGUUGGUGAUCAUUUUGGAGCUGGAAAAAUGUUCCUACCUCAGGUUAUAAAGUCAGCUCGAGUCAUGAAGAAGGCUGUUGGCCACCUUAUUCCCUUUAUGGAGAAAGAAAGAGAAGAAACAAAAGUACUUACUGGUACUGUAGAAGAAGAGGAUCCCUACCAAGGAACGAUUGUGUUGGCCACAGUUAAAGGCGACGUACAUGACAUAGGGAAAAACAUAGUCGGAGUGGUCCUUGGCUGCAAUAACUUUAGAGUUAUUGACUUAGGAGUGAUGACUCCCUGUGAUAAGAUCCUGAAGGCUGCUCUUGACCAUAAAGCAGACAUAAUCGGCCUGUCAGGACUCAUCACUCCUUCCCUUGAUGAAAUGAUUUUUGUUGCCAAGGAAAUGGAGAGAUUAGCUAUAAAGAUUCCUUUAUUGAUUGGAGGAGCAACCACUUCCAGAACCCACACGGCAGUUAAAAUAGCUCCACGGUACAGUGCGCCUGUAAUUCAUGUCCUGGACGCCUCCAAGAGUGUGGUGGUGUGUUCUCAGCUAUUAGAUGAGAAUCUAAAAGAUGACUAUUUUGAGGAGAUCACAGAAGAAUAUGAAGAUAUUAGACAAGACCAUUAUGAAUCUCUCAAGGAGAGAAGAUACUUAUCUUUAAGUCAAGCCAGGAAAAAUGGUUUUCAUAUUGACUGGCUUUCCGAGCCUCUCCCUGUGAAGCCCACGUUUUUUGGGACCCGGGUCUUCGAGGACUAUGACCUGCAGAAGCUGGUGGACUACAUUGACUGGAAGCCUUUCUUUGAUGUCUGGCAGCUCCGGGGCAAAUAUCCAAAUCGAGGUUUUCCCAAGAUAUUUAAUGACAAAACUGUAGGCGAAGAGGCCAGAAAAGUCUAUGAAGAUGCCCAAAAUAUGCUGAAGACACUGAUUCAGCAAAAGAAACUCCAGGCCAGGGGCGUGGUUGGGUUCUGGCCAGCACAGAGCAUCCAAGAUGACAUUCACCUCUACGCAGAGGAUGCUUUGCCCCAGGCAGCAGAGCCCAUUGCCACCUUUCAUGGGCUCAGGCAACAGGCUGAGAAGGAUUCUGCCAGCACAGAUCCAUAUCACUGCCUGGCAGACUUCAUCGCUCCUCUGCAUUCGGGUGUUCGUGACUACCUGGGCCUGUUUGUAGUUGCCUGCUUUGGGGUGGAUGAACUGAGCCACGCCUAUGAGGAAGAGUGUGAUGACUACAGCAGCAUCAUGGUCAAAGCUCUGGGGGACCGCUUGGCUGAGGCCUUUGCAGAGGAACUCCAUGAAAGGGUGCGCAGAGAGUUGUGGGCUUACUGCAGCAGUGAGCAGCUGAACACGGCAGACCUGCGAAGGCUGCGCUAUGAGGGCAUCCGCCCAGCUCCCGGCUAUCCCAGCCAGCCUGAUCACACUGAGAAGCUCACCAUGUGGAGACUUGCUGAUGUGGAGCGCUGCACAGGCAUUAAAUUAACAGAAUCAUUAGCAAUGUCGCCAGCUUCAGCAGUAUCUGGCCUUUACUUCUCCAAUCCGAAAUCCAAAUAUUUUGCAGUGGGAAAAAUUUCCAAGGAUCAGAUUGAAGACUAUGCCUUGAGGAAGAACAUGUCGAUGGCUGAAGCUGAAAAAUGGUUGGGGCCAAUUCUGGGCUAUGAUACAGACUAACACUUCCUUUCAGCCUUCUCUGAACUUACUUUGUCUCGAGGAAAUGAUGUCCAAAUGUGCCUUAAAAACAACAGCAACAUGCCAAUGUGGACCAGACUGGCAUUUUCCCAGCUUUUAGUUCAGAAGAGCCUUUGAUGGAACUGGAUAAAGAAAGAGGGUCUUCCUGGAGUUUGUGGAGUAUAAGCAGCAGUUUAUUUUUCCAGAGGACCAUGAGUGAAAAACAGCAGAUAGAACUUUGGUGGUGUCCCAGGUCUAGGACAAAGUGAAGAUAGAGGUCUUUGACAUUUCAGAGCAAGUUAGCU